UUGGAAAAAGAUGACUGAAGGGAAUUUUCUGUCUUGAAAUCCAAGUUACUCUGUCGAAUUUAAUUUUUAUUUUAUUUUGGGGAAUUAUUGCCUAACCAAAUUAGUGUUUUCUUUUGCUUCAUGUUUUCUUUCAUAUCGCAUGUAGCUUCAUCUGUUAUAAUUUUUUUUUGGUUGUAGUUGAUAAUUUACAGCCGUAGCAUGUGCACUUUUUUUUUUGUUUGUUGAUGUAGUGGGAUAAAGGCUCAGUAUAUUGUAGUCCUUGCCAUUUUUCUUCUUUGACCGUGCAAGAUUCAUGUUUGCUAGUAUUUUUUUUGGUCUGUACUGAAACUUUGUUGAUGCAAUUCUUUCAUGCUGUUCUUUACUUUUCUUAAAUACUGUGGAUCUAACUGCUGUUCUGCUUGUCAUAGUCUCUCAUUGCAGUAGGUAGUAUGAUUUUCUGCUCCUUAAAGUUUUCCCUGUUGAUUUGGUGCGCUUUUAAGUUGUUGAAUGCUUUCUAUCUGACAGUUUACACUGGAAUAAAUAUCUCUGGAUCAUGGUAAUAUUUGUACCUAUGAAGCCGAAAUUGGUUGUCAUUAAUCCAAAUUUGUGAAAGGUUACAGAUUUCUAUUUGUUAAUACUUCUUGCCAUUCGUAAGAUCAUCCUCAAAGGUUGCAGCUUCUAAUUUACUUUUCAUUCUAUUGGCAUUGGAUGCAUUGCUAUUUUUACAAUGGACUGAAAAAUCAUUUAUUCUUUGCAUGGUGGUCUUUACCAUUGUUAACUUUUGGUCAUGUGGUGUGAAGCAAAAUGGGUAAGGAAACAAUGAAGGUAACUUUCUUACAAUGAAAGCUGUAUAUUUAAUGGCAACCUGAUAUAUGGGCUGCCCUGGAGUGAGUAGAGGAGAUGGUCUUCUUCCUUGCAAACCCUAGAGCUUUUGCCUUGCCACUCAGCUGGAGCCUCAGUCCUGCUCCCCCUUGUGGAGCUGUCUUCCCUCUGUAUCCUUAGGGUUUGAGUUGCCUCUGUUACCUUCCCUCCAACCUUCGACUUGCCCACGCAAAAAACCGUCGGGUUACCUGUCUCUAGAUCACCCAGAUGACCAUAGCAUUGCCCAUAACCCAGAUCUUAUUAUCCUCUUUCAGCCAUUUUCUUCCUCAUCCAAACCACAAAUUGCUGAUCCUCUAACCCUGAUCUUAUACGAAUCUCAUCUGUUUGUGUGCAUUCAAUAUCCAAACCCUUUUCCCAACUUUCACAUUGCAUUGAAUACCCUCUUUUAGCCAUUUUCUUCCUCAACCAAACCCUUUGAUUUUCCACUGUAGCUCAUCCCGCUCUUCCCCCCCCCCCCCUUCUCCUUUUUUAGAGGUGCCCUCUUUUGUGUUUUCUGCCAUUGCCUUCGCCUCACCAAGCUCCUUAAACCUAGUGUGACCUGUCUCUCGCACUCAUCACAGCCCCUAUGCUAUUUAUGGCGCCAUUGAAAGUUAUCACAAUUGCUUUUUUUGCUUGGUUUUGUUUUCCGAAUGUCUCUUUUCUGUUAAGGUUUUGUUUCCAGAUCUCUGUUUGGGCUUUAGUUUUGGCUUCCGAUGGUUUGGUUUUAGUUGUCAAUCACCAUUGUGUAGCUGCUCUCAAUCAGCCAUGGGAUCUUGGGAUCAGCCUUUAUUCCUGGCAUUCCUCUCAUCUUGGACCAGUUAUUCAGUGUUUCAGAUGUGUAUCCACCUGAUCCAGUGCUUCAAUGGGUGAAUCAAAUGUCCCUGUCAGGUAUUCUACUCUAGCAGGUAACAUUCAUAUCUUUCCCCCUUGUGCCUUUCCUUUGGCCAAAGAACCUACACUGCUACCUACAUGGCAUUGGCCAGCUCUUAAAGCUAUAUGGAAUAACGUCUUCUCAUGGACUUGGAUUCAAGUUGUUUGGACUGUUUUGUGCGUAGCCACCAGGGCUAGUGAAUGGAAGAGUUGGAUUUUUCUUGUUGAGACAGCUUUUCCCUCCUCUUGCGCCUUUCCUUUGGCUAAAAGGACCUACACUGCUACCUACAUAGCAUUGGCCGGCCCUUAAUGCUAUAUGGAAUAACAUCCUCAUGGAUUUAGAUUCAAGUUGUUCGGACUGUUUUGUCCAUGGCCACCGGGGCUAGUGAAUGGAAGAGUGGAAUUUUUCUUGUUGAGACAGCUUUUCCCUCCUCUUGGAUGCUCGGUCACAUAUAUUAUGUAGUGGGAGGAUUGUUCUGUAAUGCUGGUUGUUUUGAUGGCAGAUGUGUUCUGGCUAGUUUUGCUCUAUUUGUUGUUUCUUGUGUUUCUAUGGUUUGUGGUUUGUCCUUGUCUUUGUUUUGUGUACUCUAAUUGUAUCUUUUGGUUUGCAGUCCCUAUGGAUCCCUGUUUCAUACUGCCGUUGGCCAGGCUGCAUUUUCUCAAUAUUUUACUUUGCUAAAAAAGAAGAAAGCUGUGUGUUUUCAAAGAAUCUGAUAUAAUGUUUGGCAAAGAGUGGAGUAGACCUUGGCAACCACCACUCGGAUAAUGUGUUUUCUUCCAUGGAAACAAUUAUGGCACUUGUAUUGGAAGAAAGUGAAGAUAUUUCCCCGGAGCUGAUCUCAACACUUCUGUCUGCCUUAAGAAGAGACAGACAGGAAGUUUUACCAAUUGCCAGGAAAUUGGCGGAGAAAGUCUUUGAAAAAUGUGCAACAAAACUCAAGCCAUACCUCUUGGAAGAAAAAAAAUCGUUGAGGCUCUCAUUGGAUGAUUACAGUGAAGUUGUUGCUUCUAUAUGUGAAGAACCCACUGAUGCUUCUGCAGAACGAAUGGGUGAGGAGAGCAAAUUGGCUGGUGGAUCGUUUGAGAACGUUUCUCAGGCUGUAGAGAACAAGUUAGCUGUGGCAUCUCCUGCUGAGACUGCGCAGGAGGAGGCAAGUAAAGAAAUUGUAGAGGUGCCUUGUUCUGUAGGCAAUCAUCCUGCUAUGGAGGAAUCUUCCAAGUCCAUAAGUAAUGGCGAUUUGGAGUCCGGGAAUGAAGAUAGAUUGGAGUCAGACUCCUCCAAGAAGCUAGAGCAUGCUCACCAAGCUGAUCGGUCAGUUGAAGCCAAUAUAGCAAGCAAUGCUGAACCUGAUGGGGGAGUAGCAAAAUCAGAAUCUAAGGUGGAGCCAACAUCCAAGAAGAGGGGAAGGAAGCCAAAGUCCAUUCUCACUUCAACAGAACCUUCUGACUCCACCCAACUUAAUAUCGAUAAGAAAGUUGAAGAGGCAGCAGACCAUCUCAAAACUGAUAACAAAGAAGUUCAUGGUUCACGUUCUGAAGAUCAGUUGGUUGAAGAGGCUUUAUCAUUAGAAGAUGAAAAAGAGGCUGAAAUGAAGUCCUUGCCAAAAGCAUUGGAGAGUAAACCAGCGAAUGUUUCUUCGUCAUCUCGAAGUGGAAACGCCUCAGAUGAGGGUUCUCCUAAAAUAGGUGAAUGUCCAAAGAAAAAUGAUACAUUGAGUCAGGCGGUCAUACCGACUAGUGAUGCUAUAUCUGAGAAGAUAUCUGAUGAGACAAGAAAUUUGGAAGAGAAGCCACAGAGGCAGGCGAGGAAAAAGACUACUCCUGGAACUGCUGCUGAGGAGAAGGCUUCUGCUCUGGAAGAAACUUCCAAAAGUGAAGGUGGGGCUACUAGUGAUUCCGCGACAAAACCAUUGAAAAAGCUAGUCCAGAAGCUACAUCUGAAAAAAAACAUUGUGGACAAGUCAUCUUCCAAGAAGGAAGAUGGUAAAAAGCAUGAGGGUGGAAAAGUUACUUCAAAGAAGGAUGUGACAAAGUCCACUGUGGAAGAUGAUAAAGAAGAAGUGGUUUCUUCACCAAAGUCUCCCCCCAAAUUAGCUGAAGAUGAAAUGCACGUUGAGGAAACCUCCAAGGCAACUUCCAAGAGAAAGCGCAGGCUAGGGCAAGAGAAAGCAUCUGGUACUAUGGAGUAUGGAGAUAACUUGGUUGGUUCCAAGGUUAAGGUUUGGUGGCCGAAAGAUCGGGCGUUUUAUGAAGGCAUUAUUGAUUCUUUUGAUUCAGUAAAAAAGAGACAUAAGGUUUCGUAUACAGAUGGUGAUGAAGAAAUCUUAUAUCUUAAAAAGGAAAGGUGGGAGUUUAUUGAAUCCUUUGAAGGUGACUCCAUGUCGGAUAGGGAACAAGCAAUUGAAUGCCGAAGUCCUGACAGUUCAUCUGAAAUGCACAAAAAGAAAAAGGCGAAAGCAAUUUCUGAACCAUCGGCCCAGCAAGCAAUGAGGAAACAUUCACGAGGUGAAGCCGUGUCUGGCAAACUGACGGGAUCAGAUAAGAAAUCUGGUCGGAAGUCUCAGGAUGAUAAUAAGAUGGAGGGAAAAUCUAAGGACAGGGCUUCCAAGUCUGGUGGUAUAUCUGAGGAUGAUAGUGGUGGCAAAUCAAAAAGCCGUUCUCGAAAGAGUAGUGGUAAAUCUGGUCGUGCCUCCAAAGUAGCUGGUAGAUCCGAAAAUGUUGAAGGUGACACACCAAAGACCGGCACAAAGUCCAGGCAGGAUACUCUAAAAGCAUUCAUGAAAGGUACCCAAAAAACUAGCGCUAAAGAAUCUUCAGAAAAUGCCACCCCUAAGUCUCCAAAGAUAGCCUCAAAGUCCAAGGGUAAAACCUCCAAAAGUGGGAGCAAAUCUUCUAAUGGUUCUGGCAAGAUGAAGCGGGGUUCAGUGAGGAAGGAAACCGGGAGAGAGAAGUCACCUGAGAAAAUGGAGAUACCAGAAACUGGUAAGGGCAAAUUAGCAGAUGCAUGGAAGGGGCAAGAGAGCGGCGUGAAGAGUGGAAAGAAGCGUAGGAGAGAGGCGAAGAGCUAAGUACUUGGCCUUGUGGGGCUGCUUUUAUUGUCUCCAUAAGCAGCUGCAUACAUCCCUCAACAUGUUAUAUUGCAACUUCCUUGAGGUUUGCAGCCAGCCAAUGGAGAUAGUAAUUGCGGUAAUCUUUUAACAUAAUUUUGGGAUCAAUUGGUUUGGUGGUUAGUAAGCAUUUGGUAGCGGUAGGUUAAAAUUAAAAUUAAACUUAUUAGUAGGAAUUUGCAUUAAUUUUGGAGUACGGUAGAAAGUCUUGCAGAUUAGCUUUUGCUAAAAAAGGUUCUCCUAUAUAUAUGUGUGUGAUAGUAAUGCGAUAGAAUGACUUGUAAUCUGGUUUA
Molecule: messenger RNA, 5110 nt
Organism: Diospyros lotus (date-plum)
Lineage: Eukaryota; Viridiplantae; Streptophyta; Magnoliopsida; Ericales; Ebenaceae
Product: sister chromatid cohesion protein PDS5 homolog C
Exons: 13
Coding region: 2490-4778 (762 amino acids)
Biological process (GO): DNA repair; mitotic sister chromatid cohesion
Cellular component (GO): chromatin; nucleus
Source: RefSeq, a predicted model, not a curated record